Molecule: messenger RNA, 1227 nt
Organism: Mesorhabditis belari
Lineage: Eukaryota; Metazoa; Nematoda; Chromadorea; Rhabditida; Rhabditidae
Source: the annotation of a GenBank genome assembly
AUGCAGAUUGAAUUGUUUCUCUUUUUCACCUCAGCAACUCUUGCGUUUAGCUACGAGGAGAAUUAUGGAGCUCAGGAGCAUCACUCAGUCCGACCGAUGGCCUCAUCAGGAAAUAUUCCUGUGGUUUCGGAAGCUCAUUAUGGUACACUCUGCACUAAAGAACACACUCUAAACAUUUUUCGUAGUGGACUACGCAAGCAUAUUCCCCACAAAACCAUCAAUCGUCCUAUGCUGAAGAACACCUAUUCGGUCAUUCACCCAGCACCUGAGAGCAAUCCCUACAUAAUUCCCAGGGUAGAUGAGGUGGAUUCCUUGGACUUGUUCCCGUCACAGCCUGAACAACCAGAGGAACCCCAUUUGCCGGAUGUUCUCCCGCAAUUCAAAGUCGUACAGCCGCCGGACUGGCUCUCGCAAACGCCGAAACCGCUCCCACCCCGUCCUUAUCCAACCGAGGCUCCAGUCAUCACAACGACCGCGAAAUCCAUCUAUGAGAUCAACUAUUGUGAUCGAAAGGAGUUUCCCGAUGAGAUCUUGGCACAAUACGGCUUGGAACGGAUUGAAUAUUUCAUUUGGAAUAACACUUGCAGUCACGUUUUCUUUCAGUGCGCUAUUGGGCAGACGUUUAUGUUAAAGUGCCCUUCCGAAGAUGAAGCUUUCGAUCGAGAGACGGUUAAUUGCAAUUUCCGGAAUAGUGUCAAAGUGUGCCCGGAAUAUGAUCACGUGAUGCAUUGCUCAAUUCGCGAUCAAUGCACCCAGGACGAGUUCGCAUGUUGCUCGCAACCACAGAAAUGUUUGCCAUUGAUAAAGAGAUGUGAUGGACAUUCGGAUUGUGCUGAUGGUGACGAUGAGAAUAAUUGUCCUUCAUGCCAACGUGAUGAGUUCGCUUGUGUGAAGAGUGGGCAAUGUAUUCCGGCUGCGCAAAGAUGUGACGGCAAUCCGGACGAUUGCGGUGACGGGACGAAUCUCGACGAGAUCGGAUGCAGUCGGAAUGAAACUUGUGUCGGCAAAUUCAUGUGUCAUUCAUCGCUUGAUGGGCCAUCUUGUAUCGAUUAUUCCCUUCAUUGUGACGCGCAUCGAGAUUGUCAAAAUGGAGAGGAUGAAGUGAAUUGCAAAGUGUCUGAAGCGAAAUACAUCCUUUGCGAGAACCAGAAGCAGCAAGUGCUCCGAUCACAAUGGUGUGAUGGGACAGGCGAUUGCGCUGAUGGAAGUGAUGAGAAAUAUUGUUUC